Aspergillus fumigatus Af293 is the source of this 513-nucleotide messenger RNA. Its product is annotated as putative mitotic spindle biogenesis protein Spc19. Gene Ontology annotation, biological process: attachment of spindle microtubules to kinetochore. NCBI's taxonomy places the organism in Eukaryota, Fungi, Ascomycota, Eurotiomycetes, Eurotiales, Aspergillaceae. The record is from RefSeq and is a predicted model, not a curated record. Gene Ontology annotation, cellular component: spindle microtubule; DASH complex.
AUGGCUGCAUCACUUCAAGCCUCAGUUGACUCACUUCAAUCCUCGCUGCAAACACUCGAUUCAUCCAUCUCUACCCUCGACUCUGCUGUUAGCGACUUUCCCCGAUUGUGUAAGGUCUUACAAACAACGCGGCACUUUGAGCUCCUUCCCGAACCUACUCUGCGCGAAGCGCAGCAGUCACUCUUGGAUGAAAUCUCACCGAGUAUCGCGCAUCUAUUAUCCUUAGCCUCAAACCACGUCGAAAAGCUCUCCCGUCGCGAACAGGCCCUUAAAGCUAAGUGCGAGCUCCAAGAGGGCCGACUUCACUCCAAUGACAGCCGUCAAUCUUCGAGUCGCGGUCUGGGCGCCAUGCGCGAUCGACAGAGACAGGACGCUGGUAGCGCUGUCGCAAAAGCAGCGGAAUACAGACGACUCGUCCAGAAGAAGGAACGGCUGAAGUACACUGUUGAGCGAUUGGAGCUGCAGAGUCAGCAACGUGAACGUCAGCUGAGAAAAAGUAUGGCUUUUCAAUAA